Gigantopelta aegis is the source of this 1868-nucleotide messenger RNA. RefSeq lists its product as uncharacterized. The record is from RefSeq and is a predicted model, not a curated record. Gene Ontology annotation, biological process: RNA processing; adenosine to inosine editing. Lineage: Eukaryota; Metazoa; Mollusca; Gastropoda; Neomphalida; Peltospiridae. Gene Ontology annotation, molecular function: double-stranded RNA binding; double-stranded RNA adenosine deaminase activity; tRNA-specific adenosine deaminase activity. The transcript is spliced from 9 exons. Gene Ontology annotation, cellular component: nucleolus; cytoplasm. Bases 244 to 1764 code for a protein of 506 amino acids.
UUAAAAACAUUUUUGUUAUAAAUAUAAAAAAUUAUAAUAAUAAUAAUAAUUUAUUAAUUUUACUUUUUUUGAAAAUAUAUGAUGUAGGACAUUACUCAUAUGUAAUUUCUUUUGUCAGAAAAAAGGAAGCAUCAAACGUUCUGAAAGCAAAAGUAGAUUCUACAAGUUCAACGUUUUGUUUAACAAACGACUUGAAACGUGUCGAAAGUACUCUCUUACUGACACUUUUGUAAUCAACCUGUUAUGGCCGAGGGUGGUUCAACCAGCUCUAUGGAUGUGUCUAGUUCUGUGACAAAUACAGGUACAGGGUUGAUACAACACCCAUCUGAUCAGCCAUCACUGACAUCUCAGCAUCAACCAAACGUGUCAUUAGAUCAGAUAGAGAAAUAUUUCGAGAGCAAAUCUCCCAUCAGCUGUCUUAUGGAGUAUGCUUCAAAGAUGCAAUGCAGAGUGACGUUUGAAGAGAGUGGAAAUGAAGACCCAGUAGCAAAGUUUGCUUGUUUGUGUACUGUUAAUGGAAUCCGAUACCCACGAGGGAUUGGAAACUCGAAAAAAGAUGCAAAGACAGAUGCAGCUAGAAAAGCUUAUAUACAGAUUCUUAGUGUAGAAGCAUUCCCAGCUGAACAGUCAGUGCCGGUAGUAUCUAUUCACCAACAAGCAGCCAGUUGUGGAGAACUGAAACCAGUGCCUCAAGACCUUAUUACUGCCUUUAUGAAAGAAACUAAAUCGUCAAUCUCCUGUGUCAAUGAGUAUGCAUCAAAGAUGAAUUAUAAAGUGAUAUUUGAUGAGAGAGAAGACCCAGUAGCAAAGUUCAUUUGUGUGUGUACUAUUAACGGAAUUAGCUACCCACAAGGGAUUGGAAAGUCGAAAAAACAUGCAAAGACGGAAGCAGCUAGAAUUGCUUUUACCUCCGUGAGUGGCUUAUCUCAAGAGCACGUGAAUAUAAGAGAUUCGAAGUCGUGCCAUGGUGACUUGCCAUCCAUUCAACAGCCACAAAGAGUACCUGUAGACCUGAUAAAGGAAUUUAAAUCGGGAAAACAACCUGUCAGCUGUAUUAAUGAAUAUGCAGCAAGAAUGAAAGUUACAGUGGGGUUUAAAGAAGAACACUGUGGUAAAGGCGAUUCAGUCAAAAAGUUCAGUUGUGUCUGUGCCGUCGAUGGUGUUGACUACUCAACCGGAUUUGGAUACACCAAGAAAGAAGCAAAGACAGAGGCAGCUCGAAUUGCUUUUACUGACAUCGCUGGCUCAGAUCUAUUGGAAGUGGGAACAGAAGUUGGUGCGGACAGAUCACUGAAUGAACAGACAGUAGCGAAAUUCAUAGCGUCCGAGCCAGCACACGAAGCAGCAUCUGACGAAACAACCAAAAAGUCCCUCGAUCUUCAGCAACUAAGUCACUCACUGGAUGGUACGGACAGAUCACUGAAUGAACAGACAGUAGCAAAGGUCAUAGCGUCCGAGUCAGCACAUGAAGCAGCAUCUGAUGAAACGAACAAGUCCAUUGGCCUUCAGCAACUAAGUCACUCACUGGGCUCAAUGUCCCUAGGGCAGAAAUCAAAAGAAAGUUCUCCAGUGCUGGCCAGUUCACGACCUAAUACAUCGUCAGUGGUGAAGGACGUCACUUUAAACCCCCAGCUACAUGUAGGUGAACACACCAGCAGACAGACCCCUGGUAUUGAACCAAGUCCCUCGGCAGGCUCAGUGUACCAGGAACAGAGGUCAGCAGAUGCAGAGAAACAUGAGGCUGAAUCAGGCUGCAGCCAAUGAGAAGUCGCCUUGUUAUUGAGUAACAAUUCGAGCUGAACUAUCGAAUGCAAAUUAUACAACCGCUGGAACCAAACAGCUGUUGACAUUUACCAAAUUAACAAAAG